Gaeumannomyces tritici R3-111a-1 is the source of this 835-nucleotide messenger RNA. RefSeq lists its product as hypothetical. NCBI's taxonomy places the organism in Eukaryota, Fungi, Ascomycota, Sordariomycetes, Magnaporthales, Magnaporthaceae. The coding region runs from base 596 to 835 and encodes 79 amino acids. The transcript has 2 exons. The record is from RefSeq and is a predicted model, not a curated record.
GGGUGCGGCAAAAGCGGAGGAUGUCCAUGGGGUGCAUCUUCUCCAGCUGGUCGUUGAGAUGCCUCAGGUGGAAAGAUGUGAGGGAUAUCUGUGGCAGGGAUGGGGUGGAUGAGGUGGCCGAGCCGUAUCCUGACUCGACGUCAGCGGCAUCUUCGCUCUUGCUGUCCAGAGGCUGGAGCCUCGGCGAUGACUCCAGUGACGAUGUCUGCGUCAUGGUGAUAGGAGACAUGAUGACCUGUUGGCUCAAGUGAAUAUCGGUUCGGGAAUGUGGUUGUCAAGUGCUGAAGGCCAAGGAUGUGGUUUCGCUGCCCCGUUGGAGCUCACAGAGAUGUCUCCCUGGACAACGAUGGAACUGGCAGGGAAAGGGGUUGACGGGGAGUCUAGGCGUAUUAGUGACCCAGGCCGGAGGGCAAAUGGGGUUGUGGUGGUGUAUAGUUGGCGAGGUUAGAACUGGAGGAUGAGAAGGGAGAGUUUAGUUCCUUGGGCAGAAACAGGAGCAGCUUUGUAGAGGAUGGGACAGGGCGCAUGGGUAGGGUGUAAGUUUCGGGGUUGACGAGGUAGGUGGGCUUGGUGGGUUUGUAAUGGCGAUCCAUCGAUGAUGGACCGGCGCCUGGUGAACGGCCACGCAACUGGAGCGGCCGAUGCAGUCCAGAUGCCCCAGAGCCGGAGGAGGGCGGGACUCGCGGCCAACACCCUGGUCUGCCACGCAGCGGAGUCUCUACAGGGCUACCUACUGGCAGAGAAGCAGAUGGACGUGGGUUGCCGCGGCGAGAACUCGCGGUCUGAAUCGGAGGCAUACGGGGAGACGGCGGCGAGCAAAAUGCCCAGGGGCUAG